AUGUACGCUAGCAACAUCGUCCUCUUCGCCAUUGGCGCCCUGACCGCCUCCGCAAGCCCUCUGCUUCAGCAGCGCUCGUCCUACACCGCUUGUCCCUCCGGCAUGUACGAGAACCUGCAGUGCUGCAAGACCAACGUCGUUGGAAUUGCCGCCUUCCAAUGCAAGGCUCCUUCCAAGGAGCCCGCCAGCCUGGACGAGUUCAAGAGCCUCUGCGGUGCCCCUGCAGUUUCAGCUCUGUGCUGCACGCUUCCUCUUGCCGGUCAGGAUGUUGUGUGUAUGGACCCUCUCCCUGAUAUGUCUGCCAUGUCGUCCAUGGGAGGAUCAGGCUCAUCCGGCUCAUCCGGUAUGCCCUCCAUGGGAUCUGGUUCCACUGGCUCCACUGGUCUGCCCUCCACCCGCUAG
This is a messenger RNA of Penicillium arizonense, 402 nucleotides long. RefSeq lists its product as uncharacterized. Lineage: Eukaryota; Fungi; Ascomycota; Eurotiomycetes; Eurotiales; Aspergillaceae. The transcript has 2 exons. The coding region runs from base 1 to 402 and encodes 133 amino acids. The record is from RefSeq and is a predicted model, not a curated record. Gene Ontology annotation, cellular component: extracellular region.